Molecule: messenger RNA, 5578 nt
Organism: Gopherus evgoodei (Goodes thornscrub tortoise)
Lineage: Eukaryota; Metazoa; Chordata; Testudines; Testudinidae
Gene: INSYN2A
Product: inhibitory synaptic factor 2A
Exons: 4
Coding region: 624-2072 (482 amino acids)
Biological process (GO): inhibitory postsynaptic potential
Cellular component (GO): postsynaptic density
Source: RefSeq, a predicted model, not a curated record
UUCCUAGCACCACAUCACACGCCACGCUCUCUCCCAUCGCUCAUGCAUUUCCAAAAGUAGCAGGGAAUUCAGCUUCAUCAAAUCAUCUGCCUGCAAAGACAGGAGCAUUACAGAGAUCCCUUCAUCCUGACCAGAUCCGGAACCCAGACUGGAAACGGUGUCUGCUGAAACGACUCCCCACUCCUCCUCCCCCCGUUGGAUUCGCGAUCUCAGUGAAGACAAUUGCAGUAAAUGAGGACAUUUCAGGAGUGCGUGGCUGCUGCCGCCGCUGCCUAGAGGCGAACGCUCUCUUGGUCACAGCUGAAUAAAUGUCUCAGUGUGAUAGCUAAAGGGGUGGUGGUGAUCAAGUCUCCGGAAAGCAAAAGAACAUUUCCAGCCGGUCUAUCUUGCAGUAGAUGCUCUACACCCGUGGAUCGUUUCCCUGCAAGCUUGCAGAAGUGAACGGAGAGAAAUGCAUCACAAAGGAAUUGCACAGACUUUUAGUUAUUUUUAAGGCAGCGUAAGGUAAGCUUUCCACUGCAAUUAGACAUGUUACCCUGAACUGUACUGCUACCGACAGAUCUGGAGGGAUCAGACAGUCUGCUUUGACACCUCCCUGAGAGGGGAUUCGUGCAAAUAGCAUCAUGGUGAGUAAGGAAUCCAGCAAAUGCUUACUCACAACGUCAGAAAGUGAAGCUGAGCCAGCAGCUUCACUUGCUUUGGAGAUGAAAUAUGCAUUGGAUCCCAAUCGACAGAUUAAGAAAAGAAACAAAGCCCUUCAGGUGAGAUUUAAAGAUAUCUGCGAGGCCCAGAAUGAACAAAGGGACAAACAACUAUCUACAGUACAGCAUGCAGACAAAAGAGAAACAAAGCCCAUCUCUUAUAAAGCAGCUUAUCGUAAAUAUAUGACAGUGCCCGCACGAAGGUCCAUACCUAAUGUUACUAAGAGCACAGGAGUUCAGACCUCACCAGAUCUUAAGAAGUGUUACCAGACAUUCCCUUUGGACCGCAAAAAAGGGAAUAUUAUUAAAAGCGUCUCAGCUGUUGAUACCUUUAAGAGUCAAAACAAUGGAUUUUUAAUAGAUAUUAAGGAUGAAGAUAGUAAAAACUCAGGGGAGGCUGCUCAUUGUAGCAAGGUCAGUGACCUAAAAACAGCAGAGUUUAUUUCCCAUACCUAUGAACGCAUGAAUGCAGUAGAUCAGCCUUCUAGUGACAACUGUGCAGAGGCAUGUAAAAGCACUGAUUUGCACAGCUGUACUAAAGAACCUCCUCCUCUUCAAAACUCAGCAGACUCUACUUCAGAAGAGCCUGAUUACCAGCUGCACGAUAACGCAAAACAUGAUACAGUGCCUCUGGAUAAUGAGGAAUCUAAUCAAUCAGCACAUGGGAAAGUGUUUAAGACAGAAGUAGCUACAAUUUAUUUACCUGCAUCCAGUUCACAUGCCACACAGCCUGAUUUGCAAAACUCUGCAGCAGAGACUGAAUGGUCACUAUGCCCAGCAACAGAUGAGGAAAAAAAGAGAACUGUGCAUCUUAAUGGUCUGCAAUCCCAGUCAGUAAAUGCUCAGGCCGGCUCAACACAGGCACAGUGCCAAUCAGCCGAAUGUAAUGAACAGACCCUUCAGAUAAAUGUUUCACCUAUGGAAGAAAACCAGCCUUGUCAGACAGCAGUUGCUGUGAGUGAAGAAUGCCAACAAAUUGUGCCUCACACAGAAGUGGUAGACUUGAAAGCACAGCUUCAGAUGAUGGAGAAUUUAAUCAGCUCAAGCCAGGAAACCAUAAAAGUGCUGUUGGGUGUCAUUCAGGAGUUAGAAAAAGGAGAAGCUCAUAGAGAAGGGCUUUCAUAUCGGACUGGUCAAGACACAGCUAAUUGUGACACAUGCAGGAACAGUGCAUGUAUUAUCUAUAGUGUGGAGUUGGAUUUUAAACAGCAGGAAGACAAACUACAGCCGGUUCUGAGAAAACUUCAUCCUAUUGAGGAAACUCAGGUUGCACCUUUGCCUUAUUCUCAGGAGAGUUACUCUUCAACUCCCAAACAAAAAUCCAAAACUGAAUCAAAAAAGCAUGGAAGAUGGAAACUCUGGUUUCUUUAACUAAGUCCAUUAGCUCUGGAGUUUAAGGCCUUCUUUGAAACAUAUUUGGAAUUCAGUUAAUCAUCUAAAAAGGGAUCUUGAUUAUUGAUCGUGUUAUCAGCCACUGUUACUCUGGUUAUUAUGGGCAGCAUUCAGUUCUCACCAUAUGUACCAAAAAGGCCUUUGUACCUAUAAACUAAUGUUCAUGAGCAAGGCAUUAAAUCAUACCUUGCCAACUUUUAUUUGCAGUUCACCAAUGUGGGAUGUAAAAUCAGAAAUUUGUAUAGAUAAAGAUGACAAGCAAAACUAUUUUCCCACCACCACCACCACCCUCCUUCGAUCUGCAAGUGUUACAUUUCAACCUGGUAAAUGGCAUCCUGCACACAGCUAAAAUAACUAUUUUAAAGCCUUUCUAUGUUCUGUUUCAUUUUAAACAUUAAUAAGGAAAAAAUGCAAGCCUUGUGUUUGCAAAGAUCUUCAAUUUUACAUUUAAUUUUGCAAAAUAAGUGGGGGUCAUGAGAAGUGCAAUUUUUAGCACACAAUAUCCUGGAGAAAGCACAACUUUUCAAAUGGUCCAAGACCAUGAAUAAUCUCUAUGAUGUGACUAUAUAUGUGUAUUUGCCUUCAUGUGCUGUAGAGUUAAACCAAGUUAUUACAUCUCAGCGUCAUAUUGACACCUCUAAUUUAGUGUCAUAUUUAUCACCGGACUUAUGACAUAUUUACUGCUCAUUUUAAAGGAUGAGCAGCCAGAAACCACCCGAAGUCAGGACACACCUUUAAUCGCUAAAAGUUGACAGGGUUGAAGCUAUGGGAGACUAACCUUUCUUAGAUCUCAUUUUUAUAUUUUGGUACUCAAAGGCCAAAAUGCUAUAUUCUGGCACAGAAUAUGAAAAAAAUAAGAUGGAUAAUAGUAAAAUGAUAGAUUGUUGGCAGUUGCCACACUUUAAAUCCUUUCUGUAAUUCAAUCGUCAGAAAAACGGUACACUAUUGUAGAGGGUGCUAUAAAUUUCAUAGUACGUAUUAUGCUUUAUUACAAGAGUUCAGAAGGGCCUGGCAACUUUAAUAGUUACUUAUUUAGCUGCGCUUCUAAGAUCAAUUUCCAGACCAACAUAAUAUCAUUUGUAUUAAAGUAAUAUAUUAACUGUACUAAUCAAUCACACUUCGGGGGGAAAGCUGUGAAUCAAAUUUCUUCUUAGAUUUUUAAAAACAGUAACACUUUAAAUCCACUAUCGGUUAUACACUGCAAUCUUUUCCAUUUCAAUAUUAAGCACUGUCAUUAAAAAACCCUAAUCUAGGUGACCGUCUGGAAAACUCUUGUAAUGAUAGGAAUUGGAAAUCUUGUUUCUUUUUUCUUUUAGUUAAAUAAUUUGAGUAGUGUACACUCGUGACAAAAACUGGGAUACAAGGUACUGGCUCUGCAACUUCAUAUCCCAAGGCAGCAUUAAGAUGCGAAUAUUUCAGUCUUUAGAUGCAGCAAAAAGGUGGAAGAAAUGAAUCCCUAACAGAAGAGUCUGCACCUACUAAAUAAACCUGGAGAUGUUUAUGUUCAACUCUUUUCUCCCCCCCCCGUUACCUCAACAUCAAAUCCAUUUUAAGUACUAUUAAUUCUACAAAGAUCCUGAAGCAAGCCAUGUGGUCUUUGUCUUCAAAGUAAAUAGAAAGUUAAUGUGAGUACAUACAGUAUAUGUGAAACUGUUUAUGUCCACUUCAAAACUAUUUCAACUGGAUGCUUUAAUGAAAAACUCACCUUUGCAGUAAAUGUCAAGAGGGCUACAAUCCUUGUACAUAAGUAAACCGUAUUCUAAAAUAUUUUUGAGAGAGAUAAAGGAUAAGAAAAGGUGUGCUAUGAAGGAAGUGCAAUUGUUUCAUGUGCUGAAAAAUGUUUCAUGUAUUUUAUACUGUUUUUAAUUAAUUAAAGUUAUAAAACUGUUUACAAGAUAUCCCAUCUUGUUUUAAAAAUUCCAACUAUUUCAAAGCAGUAUAUAUAAUUUAUUUACUUAUUUUUCCUAAACAGGACAACAUCUUGAGUACGGGCAUAUGUAGAAAAAACACGCACGUUCAGUAUUUUAAAACAGUGCUAAACUUCAAAGUAUAGUGUCACACUUACAAGGUAAAUAUCAUACAUGUCAAGUAUAUUUUUUAAAACACUGAGUCAAACAUCUCACAAACGGGAUUCUUUACAGAUGGUUAAUGCCAACUAAUAAGACAGACUUCUUAAAAAUCCAUUCUAAAUAUUCUUGUGUGCAAGAACUCUGAUGCAAAACUCUAUAAAUGUUUUUAUGCUUGGUUACUGAGUCAUAACCAAAACUAGUAUUAUACAGGUGUUCAGAAUGAAAAAGGAUUCCUUGGUGAAAUAUUUAAGAGCUAAAAAAAUGAAAGUUAUCACUGAGUGUUAUCUACAUGUCCAGACUAUUUUCUUAAACAAGUUGAAGAUUUUUAAUUUUUUACAUUUUUUUAAAAAGAAAAAGCAUAGUAUGAUGCAUAGUAAAUACAUAUUGUGUUGAACCAUGCCAUACUAUGUAAUUUGUAAUAAAAUAUUUUUUUUCACGUGUGUUAAACGCAUCAUAUUGUAUUACAUUUAGGAUCACACAGGCUCGAUUUAGAUCUUGAGAAGAAUAUUUAAUUCUUAUAACUUUUAGCUACAUAUGGUAUGUGACUGACCUAGAACUGUUUCCACCCUAAUGUGAUACAUGUGAUAAAAAGCAGGAACAACAUUAUGACAAAGGAAACAUCACCACUAUUACUGUAGCAUAUUAUGUAAUUUUGCUGCUAAAUUCAUUGGCAAUAUCAUGCAUUCUCAGACACUAAAUUUACUAUUUGCACUGCUCCCAUAAUAUGCUUUAAUUACUUUCUAAUCAAUAAAUACUGCAGUAAUUUUGCAUUACUUACUGUUUUCAUAGUACAUGGACAAUGUUUUCUAAGUCUGCAUAAGUCCCAUUAAGCAACAGUGACAUUCCUAUGCUUUGAAAUUAUUAUUAGGAAACAAUUCAUGUAAGUACCACUUGUUUUCUUAAAAUUAAUCACUGUAAAAUACUUUAUAAUCAGGGUAAAAUGAAAAAAAAUCAUGAUUAAAACUAAAAAACACAAUAAGUACAAAGUGUUUGUUUUUUCUUGCUUCAGAUAAGAUGCUAUGCAAUGAACAAACAGAAUAACUGGCUACGCGUUCUUUACUUUCUUCAAUGUUUUAAUGCUACAUUACAUUUAAAAACUUAAUAAUUUUUUCAUAAGCAUUUUGAAAUCAAGCUGUUAAAAUUGCAUUAAUCUAAUGUAAUAGCACACAGUAUGUACCACUCUUAAUUUCAUGGCUCUGAUUACCACCAAUAAUAUAAUGGCAGUAUGUUUACAGCUCUGCUAUACUAGGAUGAAGCAGAAGGCCUGAAACAUUUCUUAGCAUUAUUUCAGUAUCAGUAAAGUACAACUAUAGCUGCUGGAAAUAUGCUUUCAAUUUAUGUAACUGAAUGCAGUCUCGAGAUAAAACUUGGUACAUUAGAUGUAUAUUCCAUGUCCAUUUGCUCCAUUCAUGAUGA